Molecule: messenger RNA, 1235 nt
Organism: Brassica rapa (field mustard)
Lineage: Eukaryota; Viridiplantae; Streptophyta; Magnoliopsida; Brassicales; Brassicaceae
Product: tryptophan synthase alpha chain, chloroplastic
Biological process (GO): L-tryptophan biosynthetic process
Cellular component (GO): chloroplast; cytosol
Molecular function (GO): tryptophan synthase activity
Source: RefSeq, a predicted model, not a curated record
ACUUCACCAACUUAUUUCCAUAUAUCCCAACGUGCAAUCGCUGCGACUGCGUUUUAGUAUAUAAAAACUCUCUCUUUCUUCCUUCCUCAAACCCAAUCGUAUCUACAACAAUAAUGGCGAUUGCUUUCAAAUCCGGCGUCUGCUUCCUCCACUCCCCAAAACCCCAAGUCGGAAUCCGCCACUCUUCUCCCGAUUCCUCCCUCUCUUUCAAGAGAUUGGCUCCCAUCGCUGCCCUCUCCACCUCUUCUCCCACCCUCGGUCUCGCUGAUACUUUCAAGGAGCUCAAAAAACAAGGCAAAGUAGCAUUCAUACCUUACAUCACAGCUGGUGAUCCAGAUCUCUCUACUACUGCCGAAGCAUUGAAAGUUCUCGACGCUUGUGGUUCCGACAUUAUCGAACUGGGUGUUCCUUACUCUGACCCUUUAGCUGAUGGACCUGUUAUUCAGGCUGCGGCGACUAGGUCUUUGGAGAAGGGGACCAACCUUGAUAACAUCCUUGACAUGUUGGAUAAGGUUCUUCCAGAGUUAUCUUGUCCUGUUUCGCUGUUUACUUAUUACAACCCGAUUCUUAAACGUGGGUUGGGGAAGUUCAUGUCCAGCAUCAGAGAUGUCGGUGUACAGGGGCUUGUUGUUCCGGAUGUUCCUCUUGAGGAAACUGAGUUCCUGAGAAAAGAAGCACUUAACAACAACAUUGAACUGGUCCUACUCACAACACCAACCACACCAACAGAGAGAAUGAAGCGAAUUGUUGACGCAUCAGAAGGAUUUAUAUACCUUGUGAGCUCAAUUGGAGUGACGGGUGCACGUGCAUCUGUAAGCGGGAAGGUCCAGUCGCUCUUGAAGGAUAUAAAAGAGGCAACAGACAAGCCAGUGGCGGUUGGUUUUGGUAUAUCAAAGCCUGAGCAUGUGAAACAGAUAGCUGGAUGGGGAGCUGAUGGAGUGAUUGUAGGAAGUGCAAUGGUGAGGCUUUUGGGAGAUGCCAAGUCGCCAACGGAAGGGCUCAAGGAGCUUGAGAGUCUCACAAAGUCUCUCAAAUCUGCUCUUCUUUGAAACACAAAGAAGAACAUUUGCAGAACUCUUUAUUGAUUGUGUUUUAUUUACUUAAUUAUCAGUUAUGUAUGAAAAUGAUGUUCCAAACUUUUGAGACAUUUCAAGUAUGAUCAAGUUACAGUGUGGUCUCUCUGUCCACAAACCAGUUGAUGGAUUCUUCAAUGAAACUACAGUGGUUCGCACAAA